AUGGGAAAGACGAGGUUCCUGGAGAACGGCACGAUCGUGGACGCCUCGGGAAAGAAAGUUACGCCGACUCUUAAUGCGGACGGGUCGUACACAGCAGGGGACCUGAAAGGGUGGAGCAACGGCACCAUUGUUGGCCCCACUGGCGCAUCGAUCUAUCUCGGCGCACCGCUCGCGCUCACCCCUGACGGCUCCGUUGGUUUUGUUGCCCCCAGCAGCAGCUACUCCUACAACUCGACCACCAACAGCCUGACGUUCGGCAAUAAUUACACGGUGACGUGGAGUGAGACAGGAUUCACCUCCGCCGUCGACUCGACGGGCGCGACUCUCAAAGGCUUCAAAAACCCCGCCGACGGUUCCGUCACUGUUGAUGGCGCGUACACUGCCUACACCAACGGCACGCUCAUUGGUCCUGGCAUUGUUGUGGUCGUGAAUGGACCGACUGCUGGGUUCAGCAUGGGAAAGACGACCCUCCUGAAGAACGGCACGAUCGUGGGCGCCUCGGGAAAACCAGUUGUGCCGACUGCCAAUGCGGACGGGUCGUACACUGCAGGGGACCUGAAAGGGUGGAGCAACGGCACCAUUUCUGGCCCCACAGGCGCAUCGAUCUAUCUCGGCGCACCGCUCACGCUCAACCCUAAUGGCACCGUUACUUUCGCCAGCAACGGUGGCGCUAGUGGCAGUGCUCCUUCUGCUGCUGCUCCUCCCUCUGCUGCUCCUUCUUCUGCUGCUCCUUCUCCCUCUGCUGCUCCUUCUCCUUCUGCUGCUCCUUCUUCUGCUGCUCCUUCUCCUUCUGCUGCUCCUUCUUCUGCUGCUCCUUCUUCUGCUGCUCCUUCUUCUGCUGCUCCGGCUCCUCCUCCUUCUCCUUCCCCUUCCGCUUCUCCGGCUACUCCUUCCCCACCCAAGGCUGCAGGUUUGCUUGCUACACCGGUCACUGCUCUCACUGCUGUCAUCACUCUGAUGCUUGGCACAAUCCUAUUCGUGUAA
This is a messenger RNA of Closterium sp. NIES-65, 984 nucleotides long. NCBI's taxonomy places the organism in Eukaryota, Viridiplantae, Streptophyta, Zygnematophyceae, Desmidiales, Closteriaceae. The record is from the annotation of a GenBank genome assembly.